CCCGCGCCUCCAACCCCCCAACCCUCCAACCCUUUAGGCUUAACACCCCGGGGUUCAUCCUUCUACCAGAAAAAAAGAUCGCUCGACGAUCUCAGUCCCAUCCUUCGUUGUCCGGAUUUGUGUUUUCUUAGGUUGAUGAGGGGUCACUUUAACCUGUUCCUUCCUUCUUCGCAUCCGGCUGCACCCCCACGAACACAUAUCAAACCAUCUCAAUUAUUCCGCCCCCAGCAGCUACUUGGUCGCGGUGUCAUCCUCUACGCUCUGAACAACUCCACUCAUCCGCUUGACAGGCAGCCAUGACCGCGGAGCAUACAAUCACGCAGGCUCUGUUAGAGUGGAUAAACAGCUUCGCUUUGGGUAAAACCAUCCGCACAACAGAGGAGCUCUCCGAUGGGACCAUCAUCUGGGAGAUUCUACAAGAUAUCGACCCGCAGUACUUCCUCGAUGAGAUCCCCCAACGAACCCCGUCUGACCACUGGCUGUCUAAAUGGCAGAAUUUGAAACAUAUCCACAAACUGCUUGUCAACUACAUCCGCCAGCAGCCUGAUGGCAUGCCAUCCGGUCUAGAUCCGAACCCCAACCUAGAACUUGUCGCCGAGAAGAACUCCGAGAAAGAGGCCAACAAGCUUCUCAAAUUGCUAUUGAUUGGAGCCAUUCGUUCGCCCAACGCGCCGACCUAUGUCGAGACCUUGCAGACGCUAAGCACCCCAACGCAAGAGACCCUUAAGAACAUCUUCGAAGAGGCACAAAAUGGCCAGCACGAAGCCAUUGACGGCGAGGAUGACAUCAAAGAGGAGCGGGAGCCACCCGUCGAUCCAGAAUUACAGUUCGAGGAGCGUGUCGGAAAGGUACUGGCGGAGAAUAAUCGUAUGGCUCGGGAGAAAAAGGAUAUGCAGAAGCAAAUUGACGACAUGCAUGACCGAUUGGCACGCCUCCAGGAGAACAACGACACCUUGCAGAGCCGCUUGGCAUCCACUGAGGAUCGGCUUAUCAACUUGCGAUCUGGUAAAGGAGAUCUUGGACUCAAUGCCAAGGCUCUCGAGUCCAAGUCACGCCAACAAGAAGAUAUAAUUGCUACCCAAGAAGCCAGGCUAGCCACGGCACAAGAUGAAAUUGACAGUCUACGAAUGACCGUCGAAUCACUACGAGUCAAGAAUCAGCGUUUCCAAAAAUUGCAAGAUGACUAUGAUGAGCUGAAGACCGAACGAGACCAGCUAGCCCGGAAAGCGAAUGCAGCUGAGAAGUACCGCCAAAAGUUGCAAGCAAGUCAGGACUUUGAGAAGGAGAAUCAGUCCCUCAGGAAUCAAAUAAAGGAUCUCCAGCAGCAACUAAAGGAGACGGAUUCACAGCAAAAAUGGAAUUCUGAGCGCGAGGUAGAGCUUGAGGAGUACAGGAGAGUCCUGCCUCGCAUAGAGCAGGAGUGUAGUGAAAUUCAGAAUCUUAAAAAGCAAUUGGAGUUCAACAAUCAUGCACUUACUGAGCGUCUUAGCAACGCCGAAGAACAACGCGAGCGCGACGACGCCUUGAUCAGCGAGCUGAGAGAACGAGUCCGGGAGUUGGAAGGGUCUCCCGGUAGUCCAUCCUUGACGCCGGGGACAGAGACUCCGAAAUUAGAGGGAACCCUACAGAAAGACUUCGAGGCCAUCGGUGUGAAAGAAUCUCAACUUAAACCUGAAACCGAGGAUCUCAAGAAGGAGGUUGAAUCACUAAGGGGACCUUCAGCAUCUAUACUCGAAGGCUUCUCUGAAACAUUCAGUGAGACUUUACAACAGGCUCGCGCCAACUCAACGCAGAGUGAUGAGUAUUGGAAGCUGUACGAUCAGUUUACAGCGACACUCAAGAGGCUGGCAGAAGCUCAGGACUCUCUUGAUGUGACUAAGCGGUCGUUGAGUGAUACAAUGGCAGAGCUCGAACUUGCCAGCGACGAAAGAAUUGAUUUGAUGGCGGAAGUCAAAGCACACAAUGCAACAGAGUUAAGCAAAAUGCGUGAUGCAUGGGAUGACGUGACGCGCAAACUCAACAAUCUUCAAGCUGAGCUUGAUUCGACUCAUACCUUGGUGCAGGUAACCUGUGCUGAGCGCGACGACCUUCGAGGCCUUCUAGAGAAGAAGCAAGCGGAGUUCCGCGCAGAGGAUCAGGAAGCAGCAGAGGAGAUGAAGAAGUUGCUUGCUGAACUACUGGCACAGGAGGACGGCGAUGACUCCGAAACUGCACAGAAAUCCGCCGUGGAAUUGACGCGGCAAGUUGCCGCACAGAUUGAGAAGAAUCUGGAAAGACUAGCCAAGCGCGCAGAGUACAUUCAUCAACAAAACGAGCAUAUCAAGUUCCUCCAGGAGCGCAUAAGGCAGCUCGAGGAUGAUACAGAUACUGGAAUCAGCAAAGAGCGUGAGUUUGAGCUUCAGAAGACAAUUGAGGCUCAAGCUCGGGAGCUUGAGCUUAUGAGCUCCUCAUGGUAUGAUUUGCAGAGUCGACUGCAGAACAACAAUAUCACAAUGUCUAGAUACCGCCACGGAACCCUGGCUGAUGCACAAAAGGGUUGGCUGGCCAAACAGAGAAGCGUGGUCGCUGGUCGAUAG
This is a messenger RNA of Aspergillus brunneoviolaceus CBS 621.78, 2576 nucleotides long. RefSeq names its product putative microtubule binding protein HOOK3. Bases 297 to 2576 code for a protein of 759 amino acids. The record is from RefSeq and is a predicted model, not a curated record. Gene Ontology annotation, molecular function: microtubule binding; dynein light intermediate chain binding. Gene Ontology annotation, biological process: cytoplasmic microtubule organization; cytoskeleton-dependent intracellular transport. The transcript is spliced from 7 exons. NCBI's taxonomy places the organism in Eukaryota, Fungi, Ascomycota, Eurotiomycetes, Eurotiales, Aspergillaceae. Gene Ontology annotation, cellular component: centrosome; cytoplasm.